UUGAAUUGAAUUGAAUUAAAAAUCAUGGACUGUUGAUGGAGAACAUUGAGAGGAUGAUGAGUGAAAACAGAGGAUCCUUCCUCACCUUCACUGAAGAGACCAGAGGACCACAGUGUGAACAGAUCAAACCAGAUUUAAACCUGGUUCUGUUUGGGAGGAGAGGAGCAGGGAAGACUUCAGCAGCCGAGAACAUUCUAGGUCUGUCAGUCAGCUCACAGCAGAGUGUUAGAAACCAGGCAGAGGUGUGUGGACGUCUGGUUUCUGUGGUGGAGCUGCCCGCCUUGUUUGAAAAAUGUCCGAAGGAAGUGAUGCAGGAAUCCUUCAGGAGUGUCUCCCUCUGUGAGCCUGAGGGCGUCCACGCCUUCAUCCUGGUUCUUCCUGUGGAUUCACUCACUGAUGAAGACAAAGGAGAGCUGCAGACCAUCCAGAAGGCCUUUGGCCCUCAGGUCAAAGACUUCACCAGGAUCCUGUUCACUGUGGACUCAGAUCCCAAAGAUCCAAAUGUUGUUAACUUUGUAGAAAAGAAUGAAGACAUCCAGAAAUUAUGUCAGAGCUGUGGAGGAAGAUACGACAUUCUCAACAUCAGGAACAAACGGCAGAUCUCAGAGCUGCUGGAGAACAUUCAGGUGGAAAAGAGUUAUUCAGAAAACACAUUUACACAGGCACAGAUGGAAAAAAACAUUGAACUGGAGGAAAAAGUGAGACAACUAAACAGACAGGAUCCAUGUGAAGAACAGCAGAGUCCAGAAAAUGUCAGGAUUGUUCUGAUCGGGAAGACCGGCAGUGGAAAAAGUUCUUCAGGAAACACCAUCCUGGGAAGAAAAGAGUUUACAUCUGGUUCAAGUUUAACUUCAGUCACCAGAGUUUGUCAGAAAGCUCAGGGUGAAGUGGACGGUCGUCCAGUUUCUGUGGUCGACACUCCUGGUCUGUUUGACACAAGUCUGUCAAACAAAGAGGUUUAUGAAGAGAUGGUGAAAUGCAUCAGCCUGCUGGCUCCAGGACCUCAUGUCUUCCUGCUGGUGAUCCAGAUCGGACGAUUGACACCAGAAGAAAUGGAAACACUGAAACUUAUCAAGGAAAGUUUUGGAAGAAAAUCUGAACAGUUCACCUUAAUUCUCUUCACAAGAGGAGAUGAUCUGCAACACGAUGACAAAACUAUUGAAGAUUAUAUUAAAGAGGAUAAAAAUUCCCUUCAGAACCUGAUCAGAGACUGUGGAGGAAGAUACCACGUGUUCAAUAACCGUGAUAAAAAUAACCAGCAGCAGGUGAGAGAGCUGAUGGAAAAGAUCGAAAGAAUGGUGAAGAAAAACAGAGGCUGCUGCUUCAGCAAUGAAAUGCUGGAAGAAGCUGAAGCAGCGAUUCAAAAAGAAAUGGAGAAAAUCCUGAAAGAGAAAGAAGAAGAAAUCAGGAAAGAAAAGGAGGAGCUCACAAGAAAACAUGAAGAAGAAAUUCAAGAAAUGAAAAGAAAGAUGGAAGAAGAGAUGAAAAAACUGCAACAGGAAAGUGAACUGAAGCUUAAAGAAAUGAGUGAAAAUAUUCAGAAAGAGCGCGAACAACAACAAAAAGAACAAGAAGAAAGAGAAAAGAAGAACAAGGAGAGAGAGGAGGAGGAAGAACGACAAAGAGAGGCUUUAAAAAAGCAAAUAGAAGAGUUGGAUAAAGAAAUGCAGUCAGCAAGAGAAGAAAAGAAAACCGAGCUGGAGAAAGAGAGAGAGGAGAAACAAAGAAAUCAAAAAGCCUGGGAGGAGGAACGCAGAGAAUGGUGGGAAAAACAGAAAGAAGAAGAAGAAAAGAGAAAGCAGGAAGAGCAGAAACGACUGAAGGAACUCGAGGAACAGUUAGAGAAGGAAAGACAAAUUCGUGAACAGAAAGUCAAGGAGGAGAUUCAGAUCAAGAAAGAACUGGAAGAAAAAGAAAAGAAACAUAAGGAAGAAUUGGAUAAUCUCCAGAAGAAGUUUGAGGAAGAAGCCAGAAAAAGAGCUGAAGAGAAGAAUGAAUUCAUGACAAAACAUGCAGCUCUGAAGGAAACAUACACGAGUCAACUGAAGGACAAAGAGGAGAAGUAUGACUUAUUACAGGCACUGAAAGAAACAAAGGAACAACAAAAAAGGGAAAAAUAUCAAGAAGAAAUCCAUGACUUAGUGAAGUCUGUGUCUAAAAACCCACAAAAUCUGCCUAAAAUCAAAGAUCUGCUGACAAAACACGAAGAAGAAAUGAAAAAUGCUAACCCUCAGGAAAAAGAAAACCUACAGAAAAAACAUGAACAUGAAAUAAGUAAUAUGAUACAAAAACUUCUCACUGAAGUUGAAGAAAAACCUCCCACUGUAAAUACAAAUAAAUCUAGGUGUGUUAUUUUAUGAAAUCCCAGCCGUGUUUUCCUGCACCUUCUAAAAUCGUUUUUCUACAGAAAAAUUAACCAUCUAUGGGGAGCCGUUUGUAAUGUGACAGUCAAAUAUUAACAGCAAUAUUUUGGGUUAUUUGGUUUUAGGGAAGAAGAAAAAUAGUCCUAUGCUAGCCACCGUAUGGCUGGCUAGCAUAGGACUGUCCUGCACUAUAGUGCUGUAGGGGUUAGACAGUAGAGAGGAAAUUCGGACACAACUUAUGUCUAAGUCUAAGUUAAGAAUUUAAUGAUCAGGCGACUAUAUAGUUAGUCAUUGAAUGCGAAAAAAAUGUUCUUAUUUUCUAUACAACUGCAGGGAGCGCUAAUCGAAAAAUGUGAGAUUAUUAGAACAGAACAGCCUACGAACAGCUUCUUCCUUCAGGAAGAAAUGUGUUUGGAUUGCAGAAGAUUUCUGCUCUCCAUGAGAAGAAACUUAAUGGACAAAAAGGUUUAGUUUGUUCAAGAACAGAAAGUUUAAACUCUGGAUUAACAGUUUCUUAACUUGGUAAGAAAUGAUUAAACUUUAAAGGUCCGACAUAUUUGUUAAAAACAUAUUUUAAUGGUUUAUUGUUGAAUUAUUUGCUCAUAGAUUCCUUUUGUGUUUCUGAAAUGACUGAUUUGUUUCCUUUAGAAUGGUUUUGAAAUCUUUGGAUUCUUAAAGUGUCUCUAACAUGUUUGAGGUUGUGGCUGCAGAGAUUAGCAUGUUCUCUGUGGGAGACACCACAGAAAAAACUGGAACAAGAGACACACAAAACAUGGUGCAGAUACGUUCAUUUAAACCAGUAUUAAAAAAGUGGAAUAAAAAUACACAGAUCUUUUGGAAAAUGUUCUGCUUUUGCUUUGUUUGGUUUUAGUCACAUGGCAUAUUAAACUUUUUAAACUAGCUUUAUUGCAAAAUCAUAAUUAUAUGCAUCUUUAAAAAUAUGGAAAUUUUUAUUUUUAUUUUUUACUUUUACUGAAUAAGCUGUGGCUUCAUGUUUGUUUUUUGUUUUGGUCAAAUCUUUAACACGUGUAAUCAUUCUUUUCGGAGUGAAAAAAUAAAUGUAAUAAAAUAUCAAUGAAAAU
Molecule: messenger RNA, 3445 nt
Organism: Oryzias latipes (Japanese medaka)
Lineage: Eukaryota; Metazoa; Chordata; Actinopteri; Beloniformes; Adrianichthyidae
Molecular function (GO): GTP binding
Source: RefSeq, a predicted model, not a curated record